Molecule: messenger RNA, 3999 nt
Organism: Paramormyrops kingsleyae
Lineage: Eukaryota; Metazoa; Chordata; Actinopteri; Osteoglossiformes; Mormyridae
Gene: aff3
Product: AF4/FMR2 family, member 3
Biological process (GO): regulation of gene expression
Cellular component (GO): nucleus; super elongation complex
Source: RefSeq, a predicted model, not a curated record
AGUUUGCGUCAGCGGUGAUGGUUUGGAAAUAAUCCAACGCCAACUUCCUUUCACAUACGGGCCCCCGCAAGACCAUAGAAAACAGUUGGUUUUGAGGUACACAGUACUGCACCUGCAGCCGCAGAUGGGAGGCUGCUGUCAGAUAGAGCCGGGGAAGGGCUGAGGAGAGCUGUGGAGAAGACUUACUGAGGGAAAUGACCCACUCCUGGCCCCUGCCUUUCUCCUCCCUGCAGUCCUCAGGUGGAAGGGAGCCCCACAGCCAAAUCCCCUAUAGCUCCCAGCAGACAAAACAUCAUGGCUCCCUACACAGGCACUCCCCCGCAGUCAGGACAGACAGUCAUGCCAGGAUGACUGUCCCUCUCACAGCGCCUCACAAGUCGAUGCUGGAGGACGACCUGAGGCUAAGCAGUGAUGAAGAUGAAGCCACCACGCAGUCUACCUCUGGGCUCACACAUGGCAGACGUCCCCGGCACCAGAACUCCCAGCAUUCCCAGCAGGCCCACGCGCAGCGCUGCUUGUCCGGCAAGAGGCUGAGACACUCCAGCUCCGGCUCGUCCAGUUCCAGCUCGUCCAGCGACUCAGACAGCAGCAGCCUGCGGUCGCACACCCCCAGCCCGGAAAGGCACUCCAAGCCGGGGACGCCCCCCGAGGAUGCAGGCCUGAGCGGGAGCGUGGAGGAGCUGUCGUCCAACAAGUGGCAGCUGGACAAGUGGCUGAAGAGGGCAGGAUCUGGCGACAGGGGACAGGUGUUGAACGACAGGGAGGGGGAAGCCCAUUCGGGUUCAGACUCCGACAGUGGCCGGACUCCCGUAGGGUCCUGGGGGAGAGAGCCCAGCCCAGGGCUACGGGGGGAGCAGACCCCCAUUCCCAGUCCCGGUCUGUACUACAGCAGCCAGCCAAGUCCCCAGCUGAUCAUCAGUCCCAGCAGCAGUCCUUCACCCAGUCCCAGGAGUCCCAGUCCUCCCAGUGACCCUCCGCUCAGCCCCUACUCGUGCAGGAGUCCUGCUUCCGUUCGCAGCCCCACACCCCCACCUCAGCCAAGACCCCCGUGCAUCCCCAAAAGCAAAUCCCGUGUCAAGCCGUGGGACGCUCCUACUGCUGACCCAGAGCCCCCACGCAGACGCAGCCCUUGCCCAAACUCCAGCCCCAGGCAUCGCUCUCGGCCUAGCUCCAAGCCCGCAGGUAGCCCCAGCCCCACGACAAGAGUCAAACACCGGCCCUCUGCCGCUCCCGGGGAGGGGGCCCGGCGAGACAGUGCCUCAUCACAGCGGAGGGGGCAUGAGGUGGAUGGGCGGGCCAGGGUGCUGCCCUCUGAGAGGCGGCUGGACAGGAGGCGGACGGAGGGAGAGGCAGGGACCCUGAGGCGCUGCUGGGCCCAGGACUCUGAAGAAGAGGAGAGGACGAAGGAAGGGACGGGGCUAGAGAAGGAGCGGCGGAGACGAAGGCCACAGGGAGGAGAACCCCAGGCCGUGCAGCCAAGACAGAGGCCCCACACGAACAGCCAGAGGCAGCAGGAGGAGAGAUUGCCAGGAAGCCCUGGACAGCAUAGGAGGAAAAAGAGGAGAAAGGAAGAGGAGCUGCAGCCAGACUUCAGACCCACCCGCUCACCGUCCCCCUCCCCUAUUCCUGUUAUCCCGCCAACAGACUCUUCUUCCUCCUCCUCAUGUUCAGCACCCUCAGAUUCAGACUCUGAGCCCCUCUCCCCACCCCCGGUCACUAAGGUCCCAGCAGACUCAACCUCCUGUAAGCGACAGGUUCCGAGGAGGCCACAGGGUAGGACUGGGAGGGCUGUGGAGGUCCAGCCAGCGGUAGUCAAACCCAGCCAGCUACCAGCCGGUACCCAGGCAGGUGACUCAGGCCGGAACUGCUACACCUUGGUGCCAUUCGGCCUUGGCGAUCCACCAGGCGGACCCCGCUCACUCCUGGUGCGGAUAGACCUGACUCUCCUACUCAGAGUGCCCCAGACCUCCUGCCUCCCUCGAGGUCGCUCCUCAUCUUCCUCAUCGUCCUCCUCAUCACGAAAGGCCCACAACAAUAGCGCCAUGAGGCAUCUUCAUCGCCCUGAAAAUGACCCCCAGGACCACAAGAAGAAACGAAAGUCAGAGAAUCCUCACCAGGACAGUAAAAAGAACCAUGUGCAUACUGAUCCCAGGUCAACCAAAGGAAUGUCCACCAAGGAGUCCAUCAAUGGGCACGAAGGAGCUCUCCGGUAUGAGGAGCGCAAGGCGGCGUCCCCUAUGGCGGACGCCUCGGACCCCCGCAAGAGGGGCGAGCCGGGCAAGCAGGCAGGCCAGCGGAAGAGGGAGGGUGGCACUGAGCAGCAUUACCAAGAGAAGGCCGACAAGGGAGGAAACGCGAGGGCACAGAGCACGCAGCUUCAGGUGCCCAGGACACACCCUCAGGUGAAGGUGGAGUCACCACGUCUUCCCAGUGGUCCCAAGCCAGUAUAUGAAAUCUGGGGAGUCUCCCCAAACCAAGCCCUGCCACCAGAUGGUGCUAUAAUCCACCAUGACACGCUGCACCAUGCUGAGUACUACAUGCAUGAAGCCAAGAGGAUCAAGCAUCGUGCCGACGCCAUGGUGGACAAGUUUGGCAAGGCAGUGAACUACGUGGAUGCGGCGCUGUCCUUCAUGGAGUGUGGCAAGGCCAUGGAGGAGGGCCCCCUGGAGGCCAAAUCCCCAUACACCAUGUACUCAGAAACCGUGGAGCUCAUCAGAUACGCCAUGAGGCUGAAGGGACAUUCUGGUCCGGGGGCCCGACAGGAGGAUAAGCAGCUGGCAGUGCUGUGUUUCCGCUGCCUUGCUCUUCUGUACUGGCGGAUGUUCAGGUUGAAGAAAGACCACGCUCUCAAAUACUCCAAAGUCCUGCUGGACUACUUUAAGAGCUCCCCCAAACCUUCUCAUGAUCCAGAAUCAUGGACCUCCUGUGGAAAGAGUUCGGGAGCGCCGCUCAACCCCCAGGCCGGCUUGGCCGCCACCUCCCCCUCAUCCUUCAUCAGCAUUCCCCAGCGCAUCCACCAGAUGGCAGCAAACCACCUCAACAUCACCAACAGCGUGCUGUACAGCUACGAGUACUGGGAGCUGGCCGACAACCUGGCCAAGGAGAACAAAGAGUUCUUCAGCUACCUGAACACACUGAGGGGGCCCCUCACCUUGCACAGCAGUGUCCAACACAUCGUGCAGUAUACACGCCAGGCGUUGCAGUGGAUCCGGAUCAGUGCCAACCUGACUUAAGGAACACCCCCCCCCCAAAGAACAAAAGAGGUCAUCAAACUGGACCAGGCCUGGGAUGGUCCACCCACAGACCCAGCCACUAACCCUUUGCUGCACCUCCUGUGUCCAUCGCUCUUUAUGUUGGAAAUGCUGGGAAAUAGCUGGAAAAGUGAUUUUGGAAAAACUCCCAGGGAGAUGCCACACCUGGAAGAGGAAGCAUGUGAGGCUGGAGCACUGAAAGGAGGGACCGUGUGAGUGCUUUCAGCUCAGGUCACAUGGUUCCAGAAAGCAGCUGGGAUUGGACGAGUCAGAAACAGCCCUGUGUGGGGGGUUUGGGGUAACCGGUUAUUGCAUUACUGAAAUUGUGACUGAAGAUAGAGGACAGGCAUUCGUUUGGAACCACCGAGCCGGAACGGCAAGAAAAAUAAUGACACAAAAAUCCGGACAGAUGAGAUACCAAGUCCUCAUCUAUGAGGUAGCCUGGUGUCAGUGGUGGAGACCGUGCUGUAUGUGAGGCUGUGUUACCGCUGAAUGCAGAAUGAAUGAUAUUACAAGUUUUUAUAAGGGAUUUUCCCCAUUUCUCCACUUUUAUAUGUAUAGUCCUGCAAUGUAUAAUACCCUCUGUAUUUUCCAACACAACGUCACAUUGAGAGCAGAAGCAAUGUGCGGUUUAAUGAGGUUUUUUAAAUGAGUGUCAUUUUCAGCUUUUUAAUGUUCCACCCUAUGCAAAUCCCUUCAAGGACCUGUAAUUUAAGUUUUGGAAUAAAAUAUUUUUGUCUAUUUCAAA